AGGGGGAAAUACAACUUCCGUUUAAUCCUGGGACGAACUAGUGUCUACAGACUAAGUUUAUACUGGUUUCAACACUUGAAUAAGUAUGUAGACAUGAAGAAGAGAACUGUUAGUGGCAAUGAGACGUCGUCAAGACAGUUACAUCGCCGUCAAACUAGGUCAAAUGCUAAUUCUAAACAGACACAUGUCGAACACGACCAGGACAAACGUCACAAAGUUCGACUAGCCGACAUACAGGAAUCGCCAACUAAGAAGUCACCCGAAACAAAUUCGUCUUAUAGACCGGAUAAUUUAAAAGAGGAUGCAAGAUUUGAAACACCAAAGUCAAACAGGAGCUCUUACUUACAAGAUAGCACCCCAUUUAAGGAUGACUUUCUAUUGGCAUCCCAAGGUUACGACACACAGUGUGAUGUGAGAUGGGAUUGUACAUCACCUGAUGCUCUCAGAUAUAUUCGAAAGAACAGGCGACGCCAUCACUCCAGUGAUGUGGCAGACAUUGUCCAGCUUCUUAUUCCAGAGGAGCCGCAGAAGGAGGAUGCAGGUCCAUCUGCAAACACACCACCCCUACUUGGAUUGUGGAUGAAUUCAUCAAGUCAAUCCACACUCGCUGGCAAAGAGGACACGUCUGGUCGUAGUACAUUCCAGGUGCACUGCAGCAAGCUUGUCCGGUUCAGGAAGAAGGAGAGGGCACGUUCAAAUGCUAGUCGGGAUGUAAAGAUGCCAUCAGAACUGUUAGAAAAGCUGAAACUGGCCGUAGAAAGAUGUAAUGAGGGACAUUCAGAGACAACGGAAAUGACCAUAGAAAAUGUGGGGGAAACAAAAAAGGAAGGUUUUGAUCAAUCAAAGGAUUUGUUUGCAAGUGCUGAAGCAGCCAGGUCUGUGUUCAGAAGGACUGACACCUCACCAGUUCCUCAAAAUGCCAAAAAAGCUGAGUGUCAGGAUGGAGAUCAUGAUCUGGAUUGGAGUGAUGAUGACAUGUUCGAAGAGGACUCUUUCUUGAUGAAGGCUACGCAGGACCCAGGCCUGGAAUCAAAGGGGACCCAAUCAGACAAAAGGGGCAACAAGCGCAAGUCCCAUGAGUUGGAGGAGUCUCAGAGUAAAAUCAGCAAAGUGCGUUCAUCUACCUAUCAGGAGUGUCAAAGUAACAAGACGAAAGGGGAACAAUCAAAGGGUGUUAUUCCAUAUAAAAUGUUACAAGUGGGUAAGGGGAGAUCACCAUCACCAUUCAGGAAAGUGAAGAGUUUUAAUGACAUUGAUCAGGUGGAAACAAAACGUGUGAGUGAUCUUAGACCUCAUAAGGGUCGAAAAUGCUUAUCACUAAGGAAUGUUGAUAAUAUGACAAAACCACAAACAAUCACAAAUCCUGCUGUUAGAUCUGCAGAUGCUCGGUGUGGUAGCACUUUCUCAUAUCAAGCUACUAAAAGUACAAAUAAUUCAGCACUUGACAAAAAACAAUUACUGACACAGGAUUGUCCCUCAGUGGAAAACAGGACAGGUGUAGAUACAAGUAGUCCUUCUAUUUUGAAGAAAAAUGUGUCUUCUACAACUGCUGCUACAAAUAGCAGUGUUGCUAGUGGUGGCAGAAAUUCAAUUUCCACAAAGACCGGAGCUUCUACCCUUCAGCCAGGAAUUAUUGAAGCAUAUUCUUCAGGGCCAAAAAAAACCAGUGGCAAAAGUCCUAUCGUCCCUGUAUAUUCAACAAGUCACAGUGUUAAAGGUCAAAUCAGCAUUUCUAGUAGGACAUAUGUUGUUGCCAAACCUCAAAACACUAAUUCCUGUUCUGUUGGUAAUCGUCAGAGAACUGCGACUCAGAGUCCAAAUCCUGCUGUAGACAAAGGCAUGGCCAACAAAAUAAAUUCUGGAUUGCAUUGUUCAGGUUCAACUGUCUCCAGCACUUCUACGGCUACAACUUCUAGACGUCGAUCUAGUGGAAUGUUCGACACCAGUUUAUCGGAUGAUCUUCUGUGCCAGCUGGCUGAACCAGAUGAGCUUUUGGAUAGCCAGGCUAGUCCAACCACUUACAAUAAUUUAAACCAUAAAUCUCCAAGUGUAAGUACUGUAUCACUCGGAGUGAAACCACAGCAAGGAACAACAAAAUGUGUUAGUGAAUCGUGUGAUAGGCCUGAUGGUACAAAGAAACAAACAAUGACAGGAUUUAAAAAGGUGCCUCAAAGUUCUAGUGUCAACAAAACUAGAUGUGCGGGUGGUAAUAAGGCUCAAACUAAACAGCCCCAUGUGAUCAGUGGCAGUGAGUCGGUCCAUGUUGGGAGUGGUGCAAACUCUGUGAUAAAUCUUAGCCAGGUCCCCUCCACACAGAAAAGUAAAUUCAAAUUUAAAUCCAAAUCUGUGAGCAGUGAAAUGGUUGUGCCAACUUCAGUGUCAACAGUUGCUUCAAAAGUGUCUGUGAGUCUGUCCACAUCUGUCAGUGCCCCAGAGCUCAACAAACUUCAUGCUGCAGCUCCCAAACCAUCAGGUGCUCUGGUAGAUAACAGUGAGGAUUUGUUUAUAUCUGAUGAGGACGAGCUGUCCGAACAGCAGAUCUUGGCCAUGCUUGACACAGUAGAGAUGGAGGCUACUCAGAAGCCCCCAGUACCAGAUGGUCACCGGUGUCCAGAGACUUAUCCAAGUGCUUUCCCAAGCAAAUGCUCUUUAAAUCAAAUUGAGCAGAAAAAACAUGCAGCAAGAGCCAAACUUCAGCAGAAAAAAACAGGUGCUGUGUCUCCAGAAACUCAGUCGUUAAAUGCUAGUCAAACAAAAUCAAGUCCUUCGAAAUAUACUCAGUACGAAAUUGAAAGGAAAAAACAGGCUGCUUUAGAAAAAAGGAGAGUGAAAAUGAAAGAGACUUUACCCGAAAGCUCAAACGUGAUCGAUACACAUAAACAGGAUUGUGAACUUGAUAAACAACAGUGUGUCGGCACAAAAACCUCCAGUACGAUACCGUGUAGCUCUUCAGUUAGUCCCAUCAAGUAUCAACAGGAUAUAGAAAGGAAGCGACUGGCUGCUCUGGAAAAACUGAAACUAAGGGAAGAAGCUGUUAAUAAGUGUGCCAGUACUUUUAGUGACAGAAAUAGUUUGAGCCCAGUGAAAUGCAAACAGGACGAAAUUGAGCAAAAAAAACUGGCAGCAUUGGAAAGACAGAAACAUGCAUCAGGGGAUGUUAUUAAGGUUCGCCAUCAGUCAGAUUCUAGUCCGGGAGUCUCCAGUAGUCAAAGUGCAGAGAGUAGUCCUUUUAAAUGUACACCUGAAGAAAUUGAGAAAAAGAAACUGGCUGCUUUAGCCAAAUUAAAAAUAAAGAGAAACUUAAACAGCCAGUUAUCUAGUAAUAAAGGGAGUCAUUCAAAAACAUAAUAGAAGUACAUAUACAGUAUCAAAUUAAAGAUGAAUAUAUUACAUAUUCUAUUGUUAUAUCUUGUAUUUGCAUUUGUAUAUAUAUACUGUGUAUGAAGUUGUAGGUUUUUGUCGUAAGGUAUGAUGUAUAUGUGCAUGUAUGGCUGAGGUUGUCAGUUAUAUCAACAAGACAUAUGAAGAAAGUACCAAUAUAUACAUGUAUGCAUUGCUAGCUGCAUCACUUUACCUAUCUUUACCAAGGAUUCUGCUCUCUUCUUUACACCCUUGGAAUAUGUCAUGGCAAAAGUGAAAGUAUGGGGGUUAGCUAUUUGAUUGGUUUCAGGUAUAAAAACCUAACCAGUCCCUGGGCUUAAGAUCGAUCACAGAUGAGCGACACCCAACUUUAAAGCUGGUCAACUUUACUGUUAUGCUGCUGCAUGAUUCUUUUGUUAAAUGAUCAUACUAUUCUACUCGAGUCAUCCACAUGAUGGCGCAUACAGAGCCUUCUAUUUUGUCUUGACAUAAUCCGAGGGUGCAGAUAGGAUAUGUGUCUCAAAGAGUAGUUGAAGAAUCUGAUGCACUUUACCAGGCCAUGACUUUUUUUAAACCAGUUCAAUAUUGUUUUUCGAAAAUUUUAAUACAUAUCGGUAAUUAUACAAAUAAUUGUUAUAACUUAUAGGCAGGUGGCUGUUACAGACAGGAGAUAGCAAGAUACAAUUUGGGGUCAUUUUGUUACAAGUCAUGAUCAAGGUCAUUAAAAAUUAUAUCCUCCAAUUUAGUUUAACUGGCUGAUGGAUAAAUUUCCCCACUAUUUCUAAUUAUUUGGUCAGAGGGAUUGUUUAUAGGGGGUAAAACACCUAUUAUAUUUUUCUGGGUCACUCCAUUUAUGAUCGGAGUCAUUAAAGAUUACUUCUUACACAUAUAUUUUGAAUUACAUGGGCCUGUAUUAAAACUAUAUGAAAAUAACUAAUACUGUAUAAUUUAGGUUAUUAUCAUAUUAUGAGGUGUAUAGUACAUGUACAUGUAUUCAAAUAACCUUGUAUACCCAAAAAAAGCUGGGUGUAUUAUACAACUGUGUAAUGUUUUGAAACUAAAAGGUCUUCAAUAUCAGAAAAAAACAGCUACUGGUAGAAUUGUUCAACAUUCCAUAUAGCCACAGUAUAAAUUGAAGCAUCCAAUGGUCUUUCUUUAUCUACAUAUAAUGUGCUACUAAAACAAUUGUUUGACUAGUCGAAUAGUAUAAUGUUGUAUUAUGUAGUAUCAUAGAGGUUCCUUGUACAGAUAAUUUACUGCAGGCAGUAUUAUUCGUGUUGUUAAUAGCUUAGAUUUUUGCACAAUUAAACAAAGCAUUGUUUAGUUUGCUGUUUUGAAAGGGUGAUCUCGAAGAUUUUACUGUAAACUGUUAUAUGUUUCUCUCUCAUAGUUUUAAACCAAAUGACUUUGUCUGAAAAUGUCUGAUUAAGUGAUCAUGAUAUAUUUCAAGUCACUAUUGACGAUCCGCCCAGUUCGAUGUUACAACUUAGGGUGAUAGAGCUAACAGUUUUUUCCCCAUUAACUUUAGAAGAAAGCUUGAUAGAAAUACACUAGUGUUGAGCUUUGAUACUGAAAACGUAGAGGAAAGUGAUAAGUUCCCAUGUUGUGAAUCAAUAAAUGGUGGAAAAGAU
Mizuhopecten yessoensis (Yesso scallop) is the source of this 4991-nucleotide messenger RNA. RefSeq names its product platelet binding protein GspB-like. The transcript is spliced from 9 exons. The record is from RefSeq and is a predicted model, not a curated record. Lineage: Eukaryota; Metazoa; Mollusca; Bivalvia; Pectinida; Pectinidae. The coding region runs from base 94 to 3348 and encodes 1084 amino acids.